CUGAAGCGCCUUUGCUUCACCCACCGGCCGCACCAUUCAAAGCUCCAUAAAAUCUAAAAAGUCGCCGAUCUUUUUGGAUUUUCGACGCGAGAAUCUGCUAAUGUGAAAUCGGACAUGAGCGGAGAGGACGAGAACAAGGCUGAGGUUUCCGCCGAGCAGGCCGAGCAGGCAGAACUCUGCAAAGAAGAGGCAAACAAGUGUUUCAAAGAACAAAAGUUUGAUGAGGCCGUCAAGUUUUACACUAAAGCGAUUGAGCUGAACCCAAAUGUGGCCGUUUACUACGCAAACCGGAGUUUUGCUUACCUGCGGCAGGAGUCGUUCGGCUACGCAUUGUCAGACGCAUCCAAGGCCAUCCUGCAGGAUAAGUCGUACGUCAAGGGCUACUACCGGCGGGCGGCCGCGUACAUGAGCCUUGGCAAGUUCAAGUUGGCCCUCAGAGAUUUUGAGACGGUCACCAAGGCCCGACCCAAUGACUCAGACGCCAAGAAAAAGUUCCUCGAAUGCACAAAAAUUGUGCGCAAGUUGGCCUUCGAGAAGGCCAUAGCUGUCGACACCAAGAAUGUUGCUGACACCAUCGACUUGGAAGGAAUGGCUAUUGAGGAUGAUUACACUGGGCCAAAGCUGGACGGAGACAAAGUCACUCUCAAAUUCAUGGAGGACCUCAUGGAGUGCUACAAAAAACAAGGAAAACUGCACAGGAAAUACGCUUAUAAAAUAUUGCUCGAGGUGGAAAAACUUUUCAUGCAGCAGCCGUCUAUGGUGGACAUCAACAUUCCUGAUGAGGCCAAGUUCACCAUCUGCGGGGACAUUCAUGGCCAGUUUUACGACCUGAUGAACAUUUUUUCGUUAAAUGGCUUGCCUUCACCAGACAAUCCUUUUCUCUUCAAUGGUGACUUUGUGGACCGAGGCUCAUUUUCCGUGGAGUGCAUUUUUACAUUGUUCGGUUUUAAGUUGCUCUACCCCAAACACUUUUUCAUGUCAAGGGGCAAUCACGAGAGCGUUACAAUGAACCAGAUGUAUGGUUUUGAGGGCGAAGUUAAGGCCAAGUACACAGAGCAGAUGGCCCAGCUGUUCACGGAAGUGUACAACUGGCUUCCACUGUGUCACUGCCUGAACAAUAGAGUCUUGGUGAUGCACGGGGGACUCUUCUCUCGUGACGGCGUCAAGUUGGAUGAGUUGCGGCAAAUUGAAAGGAAUCGCCAGCCACCUGAAGACGGUCUCAUGUGCGAACUACUCUGGUCCGACCCUCAGCCACAGGAAGGAAGGGCGCCUUCCAAACGAGGGGUUGGCGUCCAAUUCGGGCCUGAUGUUACUCACAGAUUUCUUAAAGACAACAGCUUGGAUUAUGUAGUUAGAAGUCAUGAAGUCAAAGCAGAUGGUUACGAGGUUGCGCACGAUGGAAAAUGCAUCACCGUCUUCUCAGCGCCAAACUACUGUGAUACAAUGGGAAAUAAAGGAGCAUUCAUUGUCCUAAAUGGAAAGGAUAUGAAGCCAAAUUUCACUACUUAUGAGGCAGCUCCACACCCGAAUGUGAAGCCAAUGGCAUAUGCCAGCUCGAUCAUGAGUCUGCUGUGCUAGGGCGGCGCGGCGGUGACGGCCUGCUGGGAGCGUCGCCUAGGGUGACGCUGGUCACGUCGCGUACGAUCAUCUCGGCCACGCGCCAGGCCACUUCCUCCUGGUCGUGUGGCCGCACCAGCCGUCGCAUCACCCUGCUGAGGCGCGACUCGCGGCGCGCCUCGGGCUCCGGCUCAAAGUCAGCUUCGAAUCGGCCCAACUCGUCGAUCCGACCCAGAGACAGGCCGCUGCUGCUGCAUCAAGAAAAGCACGCUCAUUUCAAAGUAAAACUCUAAUUGACCACAUAUUGGAUCACUGCAGGCAAUAACCACUCAACAAGUGUGUAGUGCUCAUGCCAGACAGUCAAUAAAUUUGCUAAUUACA
Molecule: messenger RNA, 1938 nt
Organism: Neocloeon triangulifer
Lineage: Eukaryota; Metazoa; Arthropoda; Insecta; Ephemeroptera; Baetidae
Gene: PpD3
Product: serine/threonine-protein phosphatase 5
Exons: 9
Coding region: 115-1578 (487 amino acids)
Cellular component (GO): cytosol; nucleus
Molecular function (GO): protein binding; protein serine/threonine phosphatase activity
Source: RefSeq, a predicted model, not a curated record